CAUCAUCACCAGCCAAAAUCUCUCUCGCUCUCUCGAUCGCCAUCGGAAGAAGAAGAUGGAGAGCGACGACGACUUCGAGCUGCUCCCUCCCGCAGAUCCAACUUCCCCUCCGGUCCACGCGCGGAAGCUGAAGCGCCUCAAGAAGGCCGCCCUCGCCGCCGCCGCCGAUCGCCGUCCUUCCCAGCUCCGCGGCAACAAAAGCCCCGACCCGCCGUCGCCACUCGCGCGUCCGCUUUGUCCCGAAUCGCUGAGCUCGGAGGAUUCAGGCGGCGGCCCGCGGCUCGAGGAACCGAGGGAUGAGCCGUCGUCGGAGCUGGAGCUGGAGCUGCCUGCAGCGCCCGAGGAUCUCCUUGGCGAGAGCGAGCUCGUCGGGUCGGGGUCUGCGCAUUUCGACGGUGAUGGCGAGGAGUUGGGCUCCGGAACUGAUGGAUCCCGAGCGAAAAGAGUCUUGGAGUUUGAUCCCGCCGAGGAGCGGCUCGAUGCGCGGAGUGGCGAUGGGGACGGAGAUGCGAUCGGAGAGGGAAAGGAGGAUCCGAGAAGCGAUUGGCCUGAGAAGAGGCAGAACGGCACGGAGGUGGCCGAUGGAGGUGUAGAGGAGGAUACGAAGAAGGGGAAGAAGAGGAAAUCGAAGGGAGGUGAGAAUUGUGUCGAAGAGGAUGAGAAGCACCAAGCUCAUGCUACAAACAAAAGAAGAGCAGAGAAGGAAAGAAGAGGCUAUCUCGAGCAGCUUCGUGCAGACUCUCAGAGACUGUUGCGAGAGACUCGAGAUGCGACCUUUAAACCUGUGCCUCUUGUUCAAAAGCCAAUCUCUUCUAUACUGGAGAAGAUCCGGCAAAGGAAGCUUGAGCUUUCCAAGAAAUCUGUCAUGCUGAAGAAUUUGUCCACCACAUGUAGUUAUGACGAGUUUUUGGGGGAGGAUCUGGAGUUUGAGGUGGAAAUUUCUCAUAAUAAGAAAGAGGUGGAGGAUAAAGCCAAAAACGUAGGAGUGGAAGAAAAUGUUGCAGGUUCUGGUGAGAAAGGGAGAGAUGUAAGUGCCCCAUCCUGUGGCGAGUCAGAUGAUACUUCAAAUGAAUCAGGUUCUGGAGGCGCUCCUUCGCAAAGGGCUUUGGACGGGGGAUCCAACCACACAUUUCGAGCACCCAUAAAUGAUACUCAGGAAUUAUUUUCGGAUUCACAAAGCAGUGAAAAGAAAGAUGAUUUACCUGAUGAGAUUCCCAAAAGUCCCGGGGAAGAAGUUUUUGCACCAUCUUUACUUGCAAUGAAUUUGAAGUUUGAUUCUGCUCCUCAAGAUGACAUGUCUGAUGAGGAGGAUGAUAAUAACAAGGAAAACGUCGAUCCUCAUAUGCAUCAAUCAGUUGAUUUGUCUUUAUCUCCAAAAGGAGAUCCUGUCAAAGAUUUUAUUGAUGAGGAAGCUGUGGAAGAAGAUGACAGUGAUAAUGAUCUACUCCAUUUCCAAGACAAUGAAGAAGAGGACAUUGAAGAUGCUGAGGAACUUAAUGAAAUGAUAGCAGUUGACUAUAAAGAAAAACCUAUAGAUAAUGAAAGGCGCAAUCAACUUCACCAGGAGUGGCUUGAGCAGCAGGAUGCUGCUGGGACAGAAAAUCUGAUGCAAAGACUAAAUUGUGGUCUGAAACAGAGAGACACAUCGCUGCUUGAUCUGGAAGAUGAGAAAGAUGUAGAAGGUGAAGAAGAUGAAGAGUUUGGGGAUGAUGACGCGGAAGAUUUAGCUCCGGCAAAUACUGCACGAACGAAUUUACGUAAAGCAAAGCAGAUGAUUCCAGAAGUGUUUACUGAUAAAGAAGAUGCUUAUAUGUCUUCUGACGAUGAAGAAUUUGAGACACGGCUAGCCAAACAGUCCCUAUUCAGAAAAACUGAAGCACAUGCUCCUCUCAUGUCACCAGCAGAGGAUGAAGGCUCCAGAGAAGUAUUUCAUCGAAUAAAGAAGCUGAAUAUGACCCCUGACAAGAGGAAGAAACCAAAAACAUUAUCCCGAUUUGAUGCACCUUUUGCACAAGGCAAAACAAUUGGCAUUUUAAAGCAGCCAUCUUUUCUAGGUCGAGGGUCAAAUCCUCUGCCAUCAUCAAAGAAUCACAAGACAAGCACGGUUAGGACAUUUAUAUUUGGACGGGAUGACAGCAAUAGCAAGAGCACCAUAUCAGCAUCAGAGGACUCCUCAGACAUGAUUCAUAAGGAGAGUCGACCGACAAGAACUUCAGUGGCCAAGUUUAGCAGCUCGCAGUCAAAGAGUAGUACCCAAACAACAGAAACUGCUGAUGGAGUAAGCUCAAACACAACAUUAUAUGACAUUCUGAGGCAUUCUUCCGUGUACGCUGAUCAGUGUGCUCGGGAAACUAUUGUUAGCCAAACUGAAACAAUGUUUGCAGCAUUCAGAUUAGGAAAUAAGUCAAAAAGAAGCAGAAUACUGAUGUAGAAGUCGUCAGUGUCAAGAAUCAGUAUUGCUACUCUUCCCCUAUUAGUGCUGCCUAAUUAGCAGCAUGUUGAGAACGAGAGAAAUGACCUGCAAAGAUAAAUGACAUUUGCUAUUGGCAAAUUUUACAGAAACAUCAUAGUUUCUGCAUUUUUGGCUCUA
Messenger RNA from Syzygium oleosum, 2590 nucleotides. RefSeq lists its product as uncharacterized. NCBI's taxonomy places the organism in Eukaryota, Viridiplantae, Streptophyta, Magnoliopsida, Myrtales, Myrtaceae. The transcript has 11 exons. Bases 56 to 2431 code for a protein of 791 amino acids. The record is from RefSeq and is a predicted model, not a curated record.